Messenger RNA from Parasteatoda tepidariorum (common house spider), 1281 nucleotides. Lineage: Eukaryota; Metazoa; Arthropoda; Arachnida; Araneae; Theridiidae. The record is from RefSeq and is a predicted model, not a curated record.
AUGGAUGUUUUAACUAUGAUUUAUAUGACAACGAAAAAUACUUUUUUAGAAAACUGCUUGGGCCACUCCGCCCUGUGGGUUAGUAAGGCACUUGAGAAUUUUUUGGUUGAUAAUGUAAAGAAACUUCUAACAAGACUUCGACACUAUUUCAAAAUAUAUUUCACUUUUAUGGAUGAUCAUCAUUUUGCUCAUGUUUUGGAUAUUCUGUAUCGUAGGUUUCAUACAUUCUUCUUGUCAUCAGAGAAAUUACCAAUAUUUAAGCAUAAUUCAGAAUUUGUCAUCGAUAUUUGUCGAGAUCGCUGCAAUCAUCAUUUUAACAACAUGGUACUCACUUUUGAUACUUUGCUAGUUAAGUAUGACGAGAGACUCAAGCGUGAGAUGCGUUUAAUGGAUGCUUUUAUUUGGUUCCAAGACAGCUAUCUGAAGAUUUAUAGAGAUGUCCAGUCUUUUUUAAAGCAUUACAUCAAGCCGGAAUUUAAGUACAGCAGGGAUAUCCAGUUCAAAGAAAUUUUUUAUCCAGCUUUAAUCAAAGAAGUCUUCGUAAAGUUUAUGGAGCAUUAUUUACACGUUAUUCCUAAAAAGUAUCAUUAUUCUCCCGCUUUUAUUAUAUCACUUUCAAAAUACACUCUACAGAUGUCUGAAUCUGGUCAAAUAUCUGAAGCAUCUUUAUCUAUACAGUUUAAGUGUUUAGCAAAAGAAUUGUUGAAUAAUUACGUGGAAACUAGAGUGAGUUUGAUGACUCAAAUGCUCAGGAAUAGCAUUGCUAAUAAGUCAUGGACUGACACGAAAAUGCCCAAGAGGAUCAGCCCAGUUAUUCGCAGAAUUUUGGAUGAAUUUGCUAUUAUACUUCGUGAAGUACAAACUUUUUUUUAUGAUUCUAACAACAAGUUGCCUGAGUCGUUUAAUGCCUCAGACCCGAAAUCUCUACUCUCGGUGCAGCACUACACAAAUCCAAAUUUAGAUUCCAAUGUUGUGAUUACCCAGAUGUUGUUUCGUGAAUCGCCUGUUUACUCAAAAGAAGUUGAAUUCAGGAACGAUUCCAUCCUGUCCUGCAUCAUGAAGAGGAUGCUGAAGUCGUUGCUGGAACUCGUACGACAGAAAACAUUCAACCGAUUCGGCAUGCAGCAAAUCCAAGUCGAUGUGUUCUGCCUACAAUCGUGUAUUAUGGAGAAGGAUUUUAUCUCGCUCUAUGAUGACAUAAUUUCCAGUUACUACAGCAGGUGCUUCGACCCAGAACUCAUGAAUCCUCAUGUUGUUUCUGCAAUCUUACAGGAAAUUUAA